UAUUAAUCGGUCGGAACGUAAACAAAACACACAAAAACUCAUUUUUUCGUGAAAUUUCGCAGAAUUCAAGGAAAUAAAAUGAAAAAAGACGCCAUGGCAUCGACGAAAAAUGCCCCGAACCUUCCGUGGGUCGAGAAAUAUCGCCCGGCAACGUUAAACGACCUAAUUUCGCAUCAAGAAAUCAUCAGCACGAUCAAUAAAUUCAUCAAACAGAACCAAUUGCCGCAUUUGCUGUUCUAUGGACCUCCUGGCACGGGAAAAACGAGCACAAUUCUCGCAAUUGCCAAACAACUCUACACUCCCCAGCAAAUGUCUUCGAUGAUUUUGGAACUGAAUGCGUCGGAUGACAGCGGAAUUGGCACCGUUCGUGGUCCAAUUCUCAAUUUUGCCUCAACUCGCACGAUUUUUAGCGGGGGAUUCAAGCUCAUUAUUCUCGAUGAGGCGGAUGCCAUGUCAAAAGAUGCUCAAAAUGCGCUUCGAAGAAUCAUCGAAAAGUACACCGACAACGUUCGUUUCUGCAUCAUUUGCAAUUAUUUGAGCAAAAUUAUUCCCGCUUUGCAGUCUCGAUGCACGCGUUUCCGUUUUGGACCAUUGGCGCCGGAACAGAUUUUGCCUCGUUUGGAUCACGUUAUCGACGCGGAAGGCGUCAAAGUCACGGAAGAUGGUAAAAAAGCUCUUAUGAAAUUGUCCGAUGGUGACAUGCGAAAAGUCAUCAAUGUGCUUCAAAGCACGUGGAUGUCGUUCAAAAAUGUCACCGAGGAGACCGUCUACACGUGCGUUGGGCAUCCGCAACCGCGCGACAUUGAGACAAUCGUUAAUUGGCUGUUAAAUACCGAAAGUAUCAAGGAAAUUUAUCAAAAAAUUCAAGAACUGAAGAUCCAAAAGGGGCUUGCCCUUGAAAAUAUUCUUCGGGAAGUUCAUUUGUUCGUACAAAGAAUUGAAUUGCCUCAUCGUGUGAUAAGUAAGUUAAUAAUGAGGAUGGCUGCCAUUGAGGAACGUCUCGCUUGUGGAUGUGUCGAAGAACCGCAAAUUUCUGCCUUGAUUUCGGCUUUUUACAUUGCUCGUAAUGAAGUCUCGAUUGAAUAAAUGUUCGUAAUUGUUGUUUUUUAC
Culicoides brevitarsis is the source of this 1110-nucleotide messenger RNA. It is a transcript of the gene RfC3, whose product is annotated as replication factor C subunit 5. Gene Ontology annotation, molecular function: ATP hydrolysis activity; DNA clamp loader activity; DNA binding. Gene Ontology annotation, biological process: DNA-templated DNA replication; DNA repair. The transcript is spliced from 5 exons. The coding region runs from base 79 to 1086 and encodes 335 amino acids. Lineage: Eukaryota; Metazoa; Arthropoda; Insecta; Diptera; Ceratopogonidae. Gene Ontology annotation, cellular component: DNA replication factor C complex; nucleus. The record is from RefSeq and is a predicted model, not a curated record.